Molecule: messenger RNA, 3764 nt
Organism: Ctenopharyngodon idella (grass carp)
Lineage: Eukaryota; Metazoa; Chordata; Actinopteri; Cypriniformes; Xenocyprididae
Gene: mapk8ip1b
Product: mitogen-activated protein kinase 8 interacting protein 1b
Exons: 12
Coding region: 426-2480 (684 amino acids)
Biological process (GO): regulation of JNK cascade
Cellular component (GO): cytoplasm
Molecular function (GO): protein binding
Source: RefSeq, a predicted model, not a curated record
GGCAGAGAGGAGGGGAGAUGUUGUGAAAUACACGCCUGCCAUUGGAUCAUCUGCAUGAUUAUUAUGUAUAAGCAGAAGGACACUGUCAUGCAGCAUCUCUAUCAGUGCUGACUCGGCAAAGCUUUUAUUUUGCCAUUUCUGCUUUAUUUUUUUGUCUCCUGUUGUAGAUCGUACAGCGAGGAUGCAGGUAAACACAUGAGCAAGGGCAGAGAGAUACAGUGAGGAAAAUGCAGCAUUCAUCAAGACGUCAUCAUUAUACACUGGACAUAACAGUGAAUGGAGAAUAAUGGAGCUGCAUCAUGUGCUGCUGUCAUUGAAUUCAGUCUAAACUGACUUCAAAUACAGCGGCUCGAAUGGCAGGCACUGAAAUAUGAAGAGAGCUUCGACCAGAUGUCAACACAAUCCCAUGCUGCACUGCUCACAGAAUGGACUCAAACGGUGAUGGCAAAGAAGAAUGGACGGAGGAGCAAUGGGAGAAAUGGCUGACCCAUGACAUAGGCUUGGAUGAAUUUGAAGAUGAGGACCUGUCGGAAAUCACAGAUGAAUUUGAAUUCAGAGCCAGGCACAACAACUCUGACAUCAAGGAUCAUGUGAUUCAAGCACCCAAUAGUGGCUUGGACAAGGUGGAGGCAGGCGCAGUGGGUCAGAUCCAGGCAGAGACACAUCCUUUACAUCUUACUGAUGCUGUCGAUAGGAGCCAAAGAGUGGCUUGUCGAUACGACAGCAAAGCAUCUAUGGAUUCUGCUGUUCCUUUCACCAUGGAUACCUACCGUCCAAAAAGACCGACCACUCUCAACUUAUUCCCACAGGUGCCCCGGACUCAGGACACUUUAAACAACAACUCAUUUGCGAAGAAGUACAGCUGGCAGCAGAAAAUCUCUCAGACCUUGCCACCCCUUAAAACAGGUGAACUGACGCCAUCUCGCGAACACACAUGUCUAAGCGAUGAGGAGAAGCACCAACCGGGCAGCGGUCGGAGUCGGACACAAAUGAAAGACUGUGGCACCUCUACUGACAAGCCCAAACAUUCUCAAGCUCCUGCCCCUUCUGCUGCACUAUCUAUCCCAUGUAAAGCCAGAGAUGUACACAGAGAACUGGGGCACUGCGAGCGGAUCCGUUAUCAUACGGACGUUCGGCUUGAGCCUACAGAGGAGAUCUAUCUGACGCCAAUUCAGCGUUGCACUGAGGCUCUGCAGAAUGAGAAAACGCCAGCGCUUUCCCAGGUGACCUUAGCCAGCUCUGACAAUGAAGCCCCUCCUCCAUACAAUGAACAGGAUCUGCAACCCCCUUCCUAUUUUUCUUGUGUGGAAGCUUUGGCUGCUGACAGUAGCAGUGAAGAAGUAACUGGAGCAGAAGAUCUGUGUUAUAGAGACUGCGGCGCUGGCGAGGCUCAUGCCCAUCACGAGAGCUUGUCAGGAAUGCUGAAAACUUCCAUGAGCAACUCUGACGCAAGUGGACUUUCGUACGAUUCGGUCAAAUACACAUUGGUCGUGGAUGAGCACGAUCAGCUGGAACUUGUCAGUUUAAAAGAUUGUUAUCGUGGCUACAGCGAUGACAGUGAUUCGGCCACCAUCUAUGAUAACUGUGUUACCUCUCCAUACGAGUCUGCUCUUGAGAAAGAGUAUGAGGAGGAUGAGAAUGAAGACAAAGGAAGAAAACAAAGUGGGAUCAAAGCUUCAACGUGUCUGUCAGAGGAUUCUACCCCUGAGGCUGACAUGCCAUUUUCUCGAAAGUUUGUUAAUGUUUUCAUGAAUGGCUGCUCACGCUCCUCCAGUACAGAAUCUUUUGGCUUGUUUUCCUGCAUAAUUAAUGGAGAGGAGAGGGACCAGACACACAAAGCCGUCUACAGAUUUGUCCCUCGUCAUGACGAUGAGCUGGAGCUGGAUGUCAAUGACCCUCUGCUGGUGGAAGUGCAGGAUGAAGAUUAUUGGUAUGAGGGAUACAACAUGAGAACAGGAGCACGAGGGAUCUUUCCUGCCUAUUAUGCCACUGAGGUCUUUAAGGAGCAAGAACUUACUUUAAAUGCAAAAAGUACUGAAUGGAUAGAGAAAUAUACAAUGAAAUUCCUUGGCUCGGUUCAAGUAUUGAAUCAUAAAGGCAAUGACGUUCUAUGUGCAGCUAUGCAAAAGAUUGCGAUGAACAGGAGACUGACUGUACAUUACAAUCCACCGUCAUCCUGCAUCCUGGAGAUAAAUGUGAAGGGACUGAAGCUCACGGUGCAGGAUGAUUUCGACAUGAGUAGCCAAUAUAGUCACUUUUUCCAUUUGAAAAAUGUGUCAUUCUGUGGCUACCAUCCCAGGAACAAGAAGUAUUUUGGCUUUAUUACAAAACACCCCGCUGAUGAGAGAUUCGCCUGCCAUGUCUUUGUGUCUGAGAACUCCACUAAACCCCUUGCAGAGUCUGUGAGGAAAGCAUUCCACUUGUACUAUAAAGAGUUUGUGGAGGUCUCAUGUCCAACAGAAGACAUUUACUUGGAAUAAUCUCUGAUUACAAUGAGCUGCACAGCAAUGUAUAUAACAGCUAUGCUAAAGGAAUAUAUAAGAAAUAAUAAUAUGUGUAUAUAAUCAAAGACUAAUAUAUCUGACAAAGAGGACCAAACAAGAUGAAGAAACUGACGGUUGUAAUGUGAUGGAAUUCGUCAGACUGACGCACAAGAGAAGAACCGAACGAAAAAUUGUAUCGUAUAAAAGGCUGAAAUUAUUUUUCAGGAUAUUGAUGAUUUUGAAUGCUUUGGAUGAGUGUUUCCCAGCUAACAGGGAAUGUUCUCAGAACUUUGGCUAAUGUUCUGGGAAGGUUCUCUCAAAGUUAUGAACAAACGUUCUUCCAAAUGUUCGUUCAAAGUUAUCUGGUCUUUAAUAAUGUUCUCAAAAUGGCAACAUAAAAACAUUAGCUAUACAUAACUCAUGAAACAUUUUUCUGAAACAUUUUAGUUGGACGUUUGGCUAACUUUUUUAAAAAGAAAAAUAAUGUUACUGCUGUUCAGAGAACAUUCAAAAGUAACAUUCGAAGUAAAAUGGAAUGUUCCCUUAACAUUAAAAAAACUGGAUGAUGUUUUGAAUGUUCAAAGAAUAACGCUUUCAUAACUUAAUGGGAACGUUAGCAAAAGGUUCUUAGAACGUGUUUUUGUUAGCUGGGUUGCUCUUGCUGCUGCUGCGCUGUGGUUCUGUUUUUGCUUCAGGCUUAAUAGAAAAUAUUUUUUCAUAGCACAAAACACACAGACCAUACAUUCUGAUAAAAAACAAGUAACAAAUCUGCCAUUUCAGCUGUUUGUGAUGUCUUGAUGUCUGCUGCAUUUUACAGGUAUACCAGCAUAAUUCAUUCUUAAAAUCUGCCUGUAAAGUGAAGUUCAUAAUUGUUCAUGGCAAAAUAGGGCUUCUUAUCCACUUGUUUCCUAGUUAGUCACCAAAUAAAAGGCAUAUCAAUAAACAGUAUAUGGCAAUUUGAUCAUAUUAACAGAAGUCAUUAACAGUUUGAGAAAAUGUUUAAGAGUUUCAGUAUUCUUUUUUGAUCAUCCACUCAUAAAUUCAAUGAAAAUGGUUAACAAAGUAAUAAUAAAAGACUACAGUGCCAUGGAGUUCCUGUUAAAGCUUGAGUGACUAUGAAGGUGAUUGACUUUGGAAGAGAUAUUUUGGCUUGCCUUCAGUUUGAGGUCGACACGUGCCCUUUAUUUGAAACAACUCCUGAUAUAUUUCUUGUAAAAGCAAGACCUUAUUACAUCAAUAUGAACAAAUUAUGUGCUCAUUAAAGGCUUGUUCAACAAGGCA